This is a messenger RNA of Stylonychia lemnae, 1911 nucleotides long. NCBI's taxonomy places the organism in Eukaryota, Ciliophora, Spirotrichea, Sporadotrichida, Oxytrichidae. The record is from the annotation of a GenBank genome assembly.
AUGGAAUCAACUGAUAAACUAUUCCCUUUGACAUCUAAUCAAUAAAGAGAGUAGUAUGACGAAAAUGUGCAUGGCAUAAGACUAUUGAAUUACAACACAUCUAAAGUGAUAAAUUAACACAAAAAUCCACUUAUUAAAAAUAAGGGUCAUCACAUAAACAGGAGGCAGAGAAAGCUUAGUAGCGUUCACAAGGCGAUUAUAGAACAAAAUAACUCUUUUAAUAAAAACAACAGCAUGACAAAAAAGCUUUCUAAAGAAUUAAAAUAAGGCUCAAGUGUCAAUAUGGAAAAAUCAAAAGAUAACAGUGAAACUAAUCAAGUGAUUCACUAAACUCCACAAAAAGUGGUGAUUUUCAACUAGUUUAAGAAAUUCACUCAAAAAGAAGAGGAUGAGAAGCUAUACCAACCGAGAGCAGGCAAUAAUUAAGGAUUAAGUGAUUUGGAAAACAAAAAAGAUAAAAUUCCAAGGCCAAGUAUUUUACAAAUAAUUUCGGACUAAAAGUCUCCUGAGUCCUCUAUUACCCCUAAAAUGGAUAAAUCUCAUUCACCAUAAGAACAGUAAGAUCCUAUCUAAAAAAGAGAUAAUAAGCUAAAGUUGGCAAAGCAACAAGCUGGCAAUCCAUUUUUUGUACAAACAAACUUUAAUCACAACAAUGUAAAUCUAUCCAAGAAUUAAGUAUCUUAAGUUAAGAAAAAGGGGAGGAGAAAUUUAGCUUAAAGAGACAGAGAGGCUUCUUAAGCUAUUACAAGUACAAAUUAGCUUGCAAAUCAAGCAAGACUUAAACUUCAUCAGUAGUCUUCUGAUACUAAAUAAGAUGCAAUUUUGAAUAAACAAAAGAAAGGGCAGGGAAUCGCUAACCUGAAUAGCAGUAGAGAUUCUGGAUAAUAGUUAGAUCGAGGAUCAGAUAGAUCUAUGGAUUCAAGAAAAUCUUGUCUCAUGAAUAAUGAGCGCAAAAGUUCAAGAAAAUAGCUCCUAGAUGGUAUUAGAGUCAGAUUCGAUGGUUAAGUAGGAGAGUAUAGUGAAGUUGAGGAACAAGAUAAACUAGAGAAAAAUAAGCAAAAAUAUUAGGGUGGUGGAACUAAGCCAACACCCAUAUAAGAUAUUUAAAUCCAUAUCACCUUCAAAAGAAUGACUAAGACUUUAAACAUAAAGGCAUAAGAUCCCUUACAGUAGUGGAGCUAUAACAAGUAUUUUUUCUCAGACCCUGAUGAAAAAUCAAAAUAUCUUACUGAAAUUGAGUUUUGUAAGGCUCAUUCAAAGUCGUUUAAGGGACAGUUUGGGUUUGAAAAGAAAAAAUUGCAACUAAUUUAGCUCUAACUUCUUAAAAAUGGAAAGUAAGUUAAGUAACUAUUUAAAUUUGACAGGCAAUAGCAGAUGGAGACUAUCGUAUUUGAUCUUGAAAGAACUCUACUUUAAGUAUUUUUCAAGGGUCAAAUGAAUGAUUAUGAUGAAUUCACUUAUGUAAAUAUCUUUGGAAACAGCAAAGUUAAGCUGUUCCUUAAUUAUCGUCCAUUUUUAAGAGAAAUGCUAAUGGACUUGAAGCAAGACUUUGAAGUAAUAUUAUUUGGCUCAAACUAUCAAUACUUCGAUAAGAUAGUUGAGACUUUGACAAAGGACGGUGAAUAACUAUUUGAUUAUGUGAUUAAAAAGGACAUGUUGUUCUAUACAAAGAAUAUUGAUUACUAUAUUCUAGACUUGAAUAUUUUAACAGGUUCCAGAGAGCUUAAGGAUAUUAUCGUUGUAUCAUACACUUGUGGUAGAAAUUUAUUGCACUACUCGAAUGGCGUACCUGUGAAAGAAUAUCAAGGAAACAAAAAAGACCUCUCAUUGUAUUCACUAACUAAGUACUUGAGAAGCUUCAAAGAUGAAAAAGAUGUGAGAACUAAAAUUUGUAGUGAUUUUGGAAUAUGA